Molecule: messenger RNA, 5655 nt
Organism: Trichechus manatus latirostris (Florida manatee)
Lineage: Eukaryota; Metazoa; Chordata; Mammalia; Sirenia; Trichechidae
Gene: HERC4
Product: HECT and RLD domain containing E3 ubiquitin protein ligase 4
Exons: 24
Coding region: 2122-5085 (987 amino acids)
Biological process (GO): protein polyubiquitination
Molecular function (GO): ubiquitin protein ligase activity
Source: RefSeq, a predicted model, not a curated record
ACCCUAUAGGGCAGGGUAGAACUGCCCCAUAGGGUUUCUAAGGGGUGCCUGGAGGAUUUGAACUGCCAACCUUUUGGUUAACAGGCAUAGCUCUUAACCACUAGGGCACCAGGGUUUCCUUAGAGUGUGGUAAAUAGAUUUGACCUGUAGCCUUUUGGGAGAGAGUUUUCAUUCUAGACAUUUGAGGUCCUUUAUUAUACUAAGAGUGCAGAGCAUGUGCAUGCUCAUCUCUGCUCUUGUGUGUAUAUAUUGGUCCCAUGUGCAUAUAUAUGUAUGCCUCUUGCUAUCAGUAUUAGCUUUUCCUAAAUUAUUUCCAGGGAUGUGAACUUGUAUUCACAUACGUAGUUUUCCUUCAUUAGAACAUUCUUAAUACUUUUUUUUUUUUUUUUUUUUAAAGCUAGUGUCUCUCAUUUUCUUAAUUUAUAGCUAACAGGUAAAUGGUUCAUCUAAAUGAUUUGUUUUAUGUUUAUACUUCUUUACAAAACUCAUUUCGGUAGAUUUUAAGAUAACUGUAGGAAGUAUACCUUAAUUAACAAGAUCCUUUACUCACUGUAUAUCCAAUCAUAGGUAUAAGGUGGUGACUGUGGUCCUAAAUGUAUGUUUAGUGUAUCUAGUUCCAUUUGUUUCAUGUUAGAAACAGUGUUAAAUUAUUUUAUGACCACAAUUUGUAAAUAGUGUAUAGUUCUGUUAAAAAUGACUGUUUCAGUAGCUUUUUGUGUUUACAAAAUUCUUUCACAUAGAUUAUCUCAUUUAGUUCUCACAAUAACCUUGUAAAGUAGCUAGGCUGGCAGGUAUUAUAGUUCCCAUUUUACAGGUGAGGAAAAUGAAGUUAAAAGAGAUUAAGAGCGGUCACUAGGCUAGCAAAUGUUAACAGACCAUUCCAAAUCCUGUGAUUUUACCUUUAUCCCACAAAGCUUUUCCCCUCCCAUAUUUAGAAGGUAGAAGAAUAUUUAUUUACCUAGGAGGAAACUAGUUUCCCAUUAGUGUUUUAAUGUAAUUCUGAAGGUUUAAAGACAAAAAACCUUAAAAAAAUUUUUAUAACUACAGUUACACAAAGAAGACACCAUGUUUUAUUUUCCCUCUUAGUUUUGUGUGUAAAUUCAAAGAAAAAGCCAUUUUAGGAACCAUAUAAGAAGAUUGAAAGUUCUAUUUUCAAGGUAUAAUCUUGUGCCGGCAUGAAUUAAAAACUCAAAUAUAUAUAGUUUUUUCUUGAACAUAAGGCAAUUUGAUUAGCAGAGCCAGCAAUAGGUAAAGUUUUGAUUGUUAUAUAAAAUUUAUCAUAGUUUAUCUUCAUCUCUUAUAGAAUUUAUAAAGGUGAUGUACAUUGAUACUAUGUUGCUUGUAUCCCAAAAUGGUAAUAUCUACUGUUGGUUCAUUCCAAUGAAAGCAUUUUGGUCACAUAGCAGUAGUUACUUGCUUGCCUUUCUGUUCUUGAUUUUUUUAACUUCUUUCUGUAAAACAUUUAUAAAUGAAUUGCUCCUUAAAACAUAGUUAAAAUUACUGUGUAUAUAUAUAUAUAGGAAAAUAGAAAUACGGGAGAUAAAAUUAUUCACUUAAAGCAGAUUAAAAAUACUAAAUUAUCCCACGUAUUUCUCAUUGAAGCAAAGCAUAUAAGACCAAGAAAGCUUAUUAUAUUUUAUGAGCUCCUAAUUUUUAUGAUACUUUCUAAGGAAGAGAAAGAUGUGAACGAUAUGAAGACUUGAAAAAAGUGCCAUAUUUUUUCGCAAAUAAUGCACCCAUGUAAAUAAUGUGUGUGCAACACAUGUAUCUCACAUAGUGUGCUUAGGAAAAUAACACAAAGGGAUUGCACGGUUGGUAAAAAAAUAUAACAUGCGUGUUAUUUGCGUAAAAAUACGGUAAUUGCUUGGGUCGGGGUGGAUACUUGCUUUGGAUACUUUGAGAAAGGUUCUCAAGAAUCACAGUGUCAAGGGUAGGAAAAAGAAUCAUAGUGCAAACAGAUGCCUACUGUUAGAUAGAUGUAUAAUAAUACUUUACUUUGUGUAGGACCCUACAUCUGAGGAAUUUCAAGAACAUUACACAAUAACUCAUGGUUCCUUUCAAAAUGCUUGUGACACAAUUUGCAAGAAUUAUCCUCAUCUUAGGGGAUAAAUUUACGGAGAAAUGACAGCACAAGUUGAGCAGGUUGUUGCCCUGGAUGCCCAAAAUAUUGUAGCUGUUUCAUGUGGAGAAGCUCAUACGUUAGCGCUAAAUGACAAGGGCCAGGUGUAUGCUUGGGGUCUUGAUUCUGAUGGACAACUUGGCCUGCUAGGAUCAGAGGAAUGUAUCAGAGUACCCAGAAAUAUUAAAAGUUUGGCCGAUAUCCAAAUAGUACAGGUUGCUUGUGGUUACUAUCAUUCACUUGCACUCUCCAAAGCAAGUGAAGUCUUCUGUUGGGGACAGAAUAAAUACGGCCAGUUGGGUUUAGGCCUUGACUGUAAAAAGCAGGCUUCACCAAAACUGAUUAAGUCUUUGCUUGGAAUCCCUUUCAUGCAAGUUGCAGCAGGAGGAGCCCAUAGUUUUGUACUCACCCUUUCUGGAGCUAUCUUUGGAUGGGGACGCAACAAAUUUGGUCAGCUAGGUCUUAAUGAUGAAAACGAUAGGUAUGUUCCUAAUUUGCUAAAGUCACUAAGAUCUCAGAAAAUAGUUUAUAUUUGUUGUGGAGAAGAUCAUACUGCUGCUCUAACCAAGGAAGGCGGAGUGUUUACUUUUGGAGCUGGAGGUUAUGGGCAGUUGGGUCAUAACUCUACCAGUCAUGAAAUAAACCCAAGGAAAGUUUUUGAACUUAUGGGAAGCAUUGUUACUCAGAUUGCUUGUGGAAGGCAGCACACUUCUGCUUUUGUUCCUUCAUCAGGACGAAUUUAUUCUUUUGGACUUGGUGGUAAUGGGCAGCUAGGAACUGGUUCAACAAGCAACAGAAAAAGUCCUUUCACUGUAAAAGGAAAUUGGUUACCUUAUAAUGGGCAGUGUCCACCAGAUAUUGAUUAUGAAGACUAUUUCUGUGUAAAAAGAAUUUUCUCAGGUGGAGAUCAAAGCUUUUCACAUUACUCUAGUCCCCAGAACUGUGGCCCACCAGAUGACUUUAGAUGUCCUGAUCCUUCAAAGCAGAUCUGGACUGUAAAUGAAGCUCUAGUUCAGAAAUGGCUGAGCUACCCUUCUGGAAGAGUUCCUGUGGAGAUAGCCAAUGAGAUAGAUGGAACAUUUUCCUCCUCUGGUUGCCUAAAUGGAAGUUUUUUAGCUGUUAGCAAUGAUGAUCACUAUAGAACAGGCACCAGAUUUUCAGGGGUUGAUAUGACUGCUGCUAGGCUUUUAUUCCACAAACUUAUACAACCUGAUCAUCCUCAGAUAUCUCAGCAGGUGGCAGCUAGUUUGGAAAAGAAUCUUAUUCCUAAACUGACUAGCUCCUUACCUGAUGUUGAAGCACUGAGGUUUUAUCUUACUCUACCAGAAUGUCCCCUGAUGAGUGAUUCCAACAAUUUCACAACAAUAGCAAUUCCCUUUGGUACAGCUCUUGUGAACCUAGAAAAGGCACCACUGAAAGUACUUGAAAACUGGUGGUCAGUACUUGAGCCUCCACUAUUCCUCAAGAUAGUAGAACUUUUUAAGGAAGUUGUGGUACAUCUUUUGAAACUCUACAAGAUCGGCAUUCCCCCUUCUGAAAGAAGAAUUUUCAACAGUUUUCUUCAUACUGCAUUAAAAGUUUUAGAAAUAUUACAUAGGGUAAAUGAGAAAACAGGACAGAUUAUACAGUAUGAUAAAUUUUAUAUACAUGAAGUACAAGAAUUGAUAGACAUAAGGAAUGAUUAUAUGAACUGGAUCCAACAGCAGGCCUAUGGAAUGGAUGUCAACCAAGGAUUAACUGAGUUGGCAGAUAUUCCUGUUACAAUCUGCACAUAUCCAUUUGUAUUUGAUGCCCAAGCAAAAACUACUUUGUUACAAACAGAUGCAGUCUUACAGAUGCAGAUGGCUAUUGACCAGGCCCACAGACAGAAUGUCUCCUCUCUUUUUCUCCCAGUGAUUGAGUCUGUGAAUCCCUGCUUAAUUCUCGUGGUGCGUAGAGAAAAUAUUGUAGGAGAUGCAAUGGAAGUCCUUAGGAAAACAAAGAAUAUAGAUUACAAAAAGCCGCUCAAGGUUAUUUUUGUUGGAGAAGAUGCUGUUGAUGCAGGAGGAGUUCGCAAAGAAUUUUUCUUGCUCAUCAUGAGGGAAUUAUUGGAUCCUAAAUAUGGCAUGUUUAGGUAUUAUGAAGAUUCCAGGCUCAUUUGGUUUUCUGAUAAGACAUUUGAAGACAGUGAUCUGUUCCAUUUGAUUGGUGUUAUCUGUGGAUUAGCAAUUUACAACUUUACUAUUGUGGACCUCCAUUUUCCUUUGGCUUUAUAUAAGAAACUGCUGAAAAAGAGGCCAUCCCUGGAUGAUUUGAAAGAACUAGUGCCUGAUGUUGGGAGAAGCAUGCAGCAAUUACUGGAUUAUCCAGAAGAUGAUAUAGAGGAAACAUUUUGUCUUAAUUUUACGAUCACAGUUGAAAACUUCGGUGCAACAGAAGUGAAAGAGCUGGUUCUAAAUGGUGCAAACACAGCUGUUAACAAACAAAAUCGGCAGGAGUUUGUUGAUGCUUAUGUGGAUUACAUAUUCAACAAAUCAGUGGCUUCCUUAUUUGAUGCCUUUCAUGCGGGCUUCCAUAAAGUCUGUGGAGGAAAAGUCCUUCAGCUCUUCCAGCCUAAUGAGCUACAAGCAAUGGUGAUUGGAAAUACAAACUAUGAUUGGAAGGAACUGGAAAAGAAUACAGAAUACAAAGGAGAGUACUGGGCAGAACAUCCUACGAUAAAAAUUUUCUGGGACGUGUUUCAUGAAUUACCAUUGGAAAAGAAAAAACAAUUUCUGUUAUUCUUGACAGGUAGUGAUCGCAUUCCUAUUCUUGGUAUGAAGAGUCUAAAACUAGUCAUUCAGUCAACAGGAGGUGGUGAAGACUAUCUUCCAGUUUCCCAUACCUGUUUUAAUCUUCUGGAUCUUCCAAAGUAUACAGACAAAGAAACUCUACGAUCUAAACUGAUCCAAGCUAUUGAUCACAAUGAAGGCUUCAGUUUAAUAUAACUUUGGAAUUAUUAUAUCUGUUGAGUUUAGUGCAAGAGCAUUAAACUAUUUGUGUUAUUCUUGUGGUGAUGCAUUCAGCGAGGUGACAGAGGUACUGUUACAAUUCUUACUUGGAAAAUGUUCAUUGCUAUUCAUGAAAGCCAAAAAAAAAAGGAAAAUGAACAAACUCUGUCAAUAUCAAACUUACUGUACAGAACCAUGGAUUUUUUUUUUUUGCCAUCUUCCAAUAAAUAUACAAGUAUUGUGAAUACAUUAAAGUUUUACUAACAUGAAUUUUAAGAGUUUGCAUAUUUCAAAAAUGAUUGGUGUGUGAGUGCAUGGAAAUAUUGCUUAAUUUUUCUUCAAUCACUGGGUGAAAAGCCUUUAACUUUGGCCUGCAAUAGCCUUUUGAUUAUUUUUUCAUUUUGUAAAUAAUAUUAAGUUUUGUAAUAAAAUAGUUAUGUUCUGAUACCGGUAGUUUCUAUGGUUGUAAUUGAACUGAGCUGACUUUUAAAGUUUAAAAAUUAUGACCAUUAAAUAUCCAUUAACUAUUACUCUGAGAAUCUGUAAAGGCAAAAAAAAAAAAAAAAA